This is a messenger RNA of Theobroma cacao (cacao), 1688 nucleotides long. Lineage: Eukaryota; Viridiplantae; Streptophyta; Magnoliopsida; Malvales; Malvaceae. The record is from RefSeq and is a predicted model, not a curated record.
CUGUUUAAUCAGUUUUACAACUGUUAAAAAUCUCAGAUUUGUUUCUUUUAUCUUUUCUUUAGGUGGUUUCUUGGAGAGCUAUAUCUCCAAAUGUUUAAACUUUUUCUAUGUUCAUAACUUCAUACCGUUGCAGGUAAGAUAUUGAUAUUAAGUAACUAGUCUAGCAAAAAGGGAAAACACGAUUCGAAGAAAGAAAAGAAAGUAGUUUAUUAACUCUUUCUAGAUUGAAAAUACAUGCAGGGAUGUCUGUAUAAGGAAAAACUUUUAUUCUUUUUCUUUUCUGGGAAAAGAAUCAGGAGUACUUUUGAAUGACUUAAUCUGUUACUGCAGAAACCUUUUGCAUUUUUACUAUUGCUCUAUGAUGUUAAUAAGGCUUCAACUGAUCUAAAAUUUUGGAUCUGAUAUGUUGUCCCUUUAGCCACAACCAUUUGUUUAUUCUUCAUGUAAGGAAAUUAAAAUAGUGGGAAUUUGCUAAAGAUCUUUUGUGAGUUUCAAGCUCUGAUUAAUCUUGUUUGAUGGUUUGUUAUAGGAGAAGUUAUACAAUUUAAGAUUACGACUACAAUGCAAGUUUCUGGGUUGACCCUAAGAGAAAUGUCUUUCUCUGACGUUUGUAGGAGCAACUCAGGUGUGAAAUUGAAGGCUUCAGCAGAGCCUCCAGCACUGACACGGGAGCCUAAAAGUGACAAGCAGGAAAGCAUAAUGGAAAUGGGAAACGGAUGUGAUUUGUUUAAUGAAAUGAAAAAUAAUUUCCUGAGUUUCAAAAAGCAUAAAUACAUGGAAAACUUGGAACUCUUUCAAGCACUUUCCAAGGGUCAAGCUCCUAAAUUUAUGGUGAUUGCAUGUGCAGACUCUAGGGUAUGUCCCUCAAACAUCUUGGGAUUUAAACCAGGAGAAGCCUUCAUGGUUCGCAAUGUUGCGAAUAUGGUGCCCACAUAUGAGAGUGGGCCGUCGGAGACUAAUGCUGCAUUGGAAUUUGCUGUAAAUUCGCUUGAAGUUGAAAACAUUUUAAUCAUUGGCCAUAGCUGCUGUGGUGGCAUUCGUGCACUCAUGAGUAUGCAAGAUGAAGUAGAUUCAAGUAGCUUUAUCAGAAGUUGGGUCAUUGUUGGAAAGAACGCCAAGCUAAGUACAAAGGCUGCAGCUUCCAACCUCAGUUUUGACCAGCAAUGCACGCAUUGUGAGAAGGAAUCAAUUAACUGUUCGCUGUUAAACCUGCUUACAUAUCCAUGGAUAGAAGAAAAAGUGAAGAAAGGGGAGCUUUCUCUGCAUGGUGGCUACUAUGACUUUGUUGACUGUACUUUUGAGAAAUGGACACUAGAUUACAAGGGAAGCGUUAUGGAGGGGAAAAACAGAGUUGUAGUGAAGAACCAAUCAUUUUGGUGCUAACUUUCUCCUUACGUCUUCUCUUUAUCAUUUGCCUCUGCGUUCUCCUUACUCUUUAAGAAUGUGCUUGAUUUUUAAAUGACAACACAAUUGACAAUAAUGUUAUUCCUUGUAAUUUCAAGGAAUAACUGCCAUGUAGAAUCUGUUGUAAUAAUAUGUUGCUUCUGUAUCCAUGUUUAAGGGGGGAUCUUGCAAAGGAUGUAGGGGGCUUGGGUUUGGGAGAUUGAUAUUUUAUGCUAUAAUUUUGAAUUCUUUGAUGUUAUCGUAAACUUUUUCGUCAAUAAUACUUUCCACAUUAGUAUUUUUUA